GCCACUGAGCACAUCACAAAGAUCUCCACUCCUCCUUCGCUACUUCCUACUCAUUAGAGCAGACACCGGAGCUUUUGUGCACAUGAUUCUCGCGUCAUUUGUUUCCACCGGACACUCUUUGAAAUCAGUGAGAAGUGCAUCAGGAUUCCUCAAUUUUCUUGUUCAGUCUCCUAGCCGCUGUUUUCUCAAGUUUUCUUCCUGCUUCUGUUGUGCAGUGUGUGUGUAUUUGUGGCACCUAGGUUGGUGAAGAGAGCGAACUUUGUUGCUCAAUUCUCGCUGAUUCAAGGAUGGUGACUGCUAACAAGCCGAACCGCAGCGAGGAGAUAGGCACUCCUGAGGAGCAAGGGCAGCGUGCCCAAGAAGUUCGCGCUUACCUCGACGCCAACGCGCCAAGGCGACCACUCAAGCCCUCCCGAAGCGACGCUGCCGACAUGCUUGCUCAAGUCGAAAGCAAUCAUACUGUAGUAUCCGACCCGCCGGAGCAGAAAAAGUUCCUUCAGCUUCUCGCAAACGGUGUUCCUCUCGAAAUGCUGGGCAAUGCAGAAGUGGAUGAAGAUUACACUGAAAGCGAGUACUACCAAUACAAGUCUGCCAUUGACAAGGCCCAUCACACGACAGGUAGUGGCUUCAUUAAAAUUGAAAAAACUCCACAGGGCUUUCAUCUUUCCACAAAUCCGCAAUCUUAUCAUACCCGGGAGCACCACCGAUGCAAUCCUGCCAUGAACGACUGGGAGCCUGCACCGAACUCUAGCGAGUCCAUUUCCAACAAGCCAUUGCGAAGUGAAUCUAUGGACUCGUGAGUGUCACACUUCGGAAUUGGAUUUUUUAUUUACUUGUGUGUUCUCACCUAAAGCUGUAGACUCGCUUGCAAGCUUUCCAUGUGCAUGACUUCCUCCAGUGUGGUUUCCUUAGUGUGAGCCCUAGUGGCUGUCAUUGUAUGGAAACUCAAAAAGCUUGGAAUCACAACUACAAGACUGAAAACAUGAGAGCAUUCAAGUGUUGUGUAUUCGGUUGUUAAUGUGAUAGUUUCGGAAGAAUGUUGCAUGGUA
Molecule: messenger RNA, 1049 nt
Organism: Physcomitrium patens
Lineage: Eukaryota; Viridiplantae; Streptophyta; Bryopsida; Funariales; Funariaceae
Source: RefSeq, a predicted model, not a curated record